Molecule: messenger RNA, 1824 nt
Organism: Paramecium pentaurelia
Lineage: Eukaryota; Ciliophora; Oligohymenophorea; Peniculida; Parameciidae
Source: the annotation of a GenBank genome assembly
AUGGAUCAAAAAUAAAAGGUUCAAUCAUUAAUGAACAAUUAUGUAAAGAAAGAAAUCAAUAGGUCAGGAGUGGUGAAUGUAAAAAUUUACUUAAACAAUUAAUUAUAACAUUCGAUCUAAUUUCCAACUUUAAAUCAAACUACAUAAAAUUUAGUGAAUCAUUUAAAAAAUUUGUUAAAUUCACCAUUAGUAGUUGGAUUUUAAACAAUAGAUUAAAACAUACCUUUGGAUUUCUAUUUAACAUAGAAUUAAGAUUUAGGAUUUCUUACAAAUUAGACAAUAUAAUUAAAACCCUUACAUGCAAUAUAGUAAGCUCUAAUAACUUUAGAUUCAUUUUAUUUUUUACAAUGUAUAGGUGUUGGUGGUUUUUCAAGAGUUUAUUUAGUUAGAUGUAAAUCAAAUGGUUAAUUUAUGGCAUUGAAAAUGAUAUCAAAAUAAUUCAUUUAAGAACAUGAUAAAUUUUAAAUAAUAUAAAAUGAAAGAAAUAUAAUGGUUGCUUUAGCAGAAUAAAGUGAUUCACAUCCUUUUUUAUGUAAAUUAUUAAGUGUAUUUGAAACUAAGAGUUGGGUUUGUUUUGCAUUAGAAUAUUGUCCUGGAGGAGAAUUAUUUUAAUAAUUAAAAAGAGUAAAGAGGAUGGAUGAACAAUAAGCAAAAUUUUAUUUUAGUUAAGUUUGUUUAGCUAUUCAUCAUUUACAUGAGAAUGGAAUUAUUUAUAGAGAUAUAAAACCAGAAAAUAUUUUAAUAGAUUAAGAUGGUAAUAUAAAAUUGGCUGAUUUUGGUUUAGCUAGACCUAAUAUGAAAGAUGAUUUAUUGGCUUUUUCAUUUUGUGGAUCUCCAGAAUAUAUGGCACCUGAAAUGUUAUUAAAGUCAGGUCAUAAUUAUUAAAUAGAUCAUUAUUGUUUAGGAGCUUUACUUUAUGAAUUAUUGACAGGUUUACCUCCAUAUUAUUCAAAUACACCAGAAUAGAUAUAUAAAAACAUUCUUUAACAUGAAUUAACAUUACCAACUAAAAAUUGUAGUGUUGAAUCUAGAGAUCUUAUGUAGAAAUUAUUAUAAAAGGAUGUAUUUAAUAGAUUAGGGAAAGAAUUUGGAAUAUAUGAAAUUCUAAAACAUCCUUGGUUAUAGGAUAAAUAAUUAUAUAAAAUUCUUAAUAGAAAUUAUGAACCACCAUUUAAACCAGAUCUUAUGAAAAUGAAUUUUGAUUAAAAUGAAAUAAUUAGAGGAGAGAAUAAUUUUUAGAGAGAUCUUCAAAAAUCAUUGAAUUCUGAAAAUGAAAAUGUCUUUACACCUUUUUUCUCUAAUUUCUAUUUUUCUUCAAUAACAUAAAAACCUUAAACAAGAUCAUCUUCAAUAACCUAAAUAAAUUCAUCAAAUAUAGAUGAAAAAAUUAAUAAUCUAUUAAUUAAUAGUAAGGCUAAGAAUGUUAUUUAAACUCAUACAGCAUCAUAACCUAAUAUACAUUGUUAAUUAAAAUAAAAAAAAGUAUCUUAAGAAAGAAGUUCUGAUAAUAACAAAGAAAAUAUAAUGAAAAAUUUUAGUUCUUUAAUUACAAAAACAAGCAAAAAACAUAAAAAAAAUAAUUAAAGUAUGCCUGAUCAAAGUUGUGCAGUCUCUUCUGAAAUGAGAUCACUUUCAACUUAGAAAAUAAUUGAGUCAUAAAAGGUACCAUCAACAUUUAAUACAACUUUAUUAAAAUCAUAAUUUACAGAAACUGAUGAUGAUUCAAGUGUUAAUAAAACACAUAAAACUCUUUUUGGAGAAGCUAAAAGUUUGAAUAAAAACUUCACUAAUUAAUGCACAUUAUUGAGAUUUUUCAAAUAAUGA